CUGCCCCCUCCCCGCCCCCCGCUUCUCUUUGUGCUUUUCCUGCAACCGCCGCCUCCAUCCCCAUGGAAACUCCGGGGCCACCCCCCCCUCCCCGGGCGGAAAGGGCAGGACAAGAGGGGACAAAGGGAGAUGGGACGGAGCGAGGGAGGAGAGGGAGAGCGGGGCCGGAUCCCAAAGAAAGGGAGGAAAGAGAUGGGGGGAGAAAUGGGGCGAAAGUUGGAGGGGGAAGGGGAGAGGAUGGGGAAAGGGUUUGGGGAGCGCUGGGGCUUCAUGCGUGCCCCGAGGUGGAGAAAAAAAAAAAGUGUAUUUUUUAACUUUUAUUUUCCUGAAACGUGGGAGGAAGUCCCGAAGUGGUGCAAGGAAAAGGAGACGACGGAGCUGAGAGCGAAUAUGCCAAGGUGGUAGGGAUGGUGCCAACUGGACCCGCGUUGUCCUCAAGGAGCUGUCCCUGGUUCCCAAGUUGUGCUGCUGGGGGUGGUGACGUGCCGUGGGACACCCCAGUAACGCUUCCAGCAUCCUGCCACUGCUCUGCUCCUUGGACAGUAGGCUCGAGGGGGGGUUGGAGAGCACUGCUUUGAAAUCAGUGCUCCACAGGCAACGGGGAUUGGAUUUGGGGGUGUCUACUGGGGGUCUUUCCUAUCACCACCUUCUUGACUUUUGGUUCUGUCUCAUAAUGAGAUGUUAAUUACAAAGGGGAGCCAAAUGCAGGUGUUGCUGAUGAGCGUCUUUUAGAUGAGUCUGGACGGUGCUGCAUGCAAAGCCACAAAGACAUUGCAGUUUUGAGGAUGUGUGUGUGGUGGUCGAACCAAGUGCAAGGGGCUGUGGUUGGGGUGUUUAAGCAUAGCGACUGGUGAGAGAGGGGAGGAGAAAAAGCAUUAAGAAAAAGUAAAUAAGAAGCAAGUUGGAAGGAUUUGGAGACAUUUAGAGCUGUCUAUAAGGUGGUCAGUUAUUUUGGUUCCCCUGCAUCGUUGUGCAUAGCGUGCGUUCUUCACAUCUACAGGAAACCAGUGCUGGGCGACAACUGGGGCUGAGCUGGGGGAUGACUUGCACCUUGCUUGGCUGCUUCUGCAGCUCUUUCAUCCCCAUAACGUUUUUAUGUGCUGGGGACAUGUUGUGAACACUUGACAACAUUAUAACUCGUGUUAGACAACCUAAUCUCUUUGUCUAAAUGGAGAUGUUGCUUUGGUCUCAACACCACCCCGCUGACUGAAUAAUCUCAUUGUCAUCUUCUCCCACAAAAGGCUCUGUUGGCGUUGGCGGCAUCAAAAAUGGUUUACCUGCAUGUGUGCUGGCUGCUCCAGUCUCUUCUUUUCAAGUUUGUUGCAUUUGGGGGUAACAGGGGGAGAGUCAGCAGCUUGGGGAAGGCUGGAAGGGUCAAAGAUUCCUCCCUAAUCCCAUCCACCCUCCAACCCGGGGUGGUAUCACCUCCCAAAGUUGGUUGGUGCCCUUUCUUCCCAUGGGAAGCACGCAGUGCAGUCGUGGGCUGUGUGAAAUUUGUUUCCUCUCUUCUGUUCUACCUCAGCGCUUUGUUUCUUCGCGGAAGAUUUAUUAGAUGGCAUUCUUUAAGCUCAGCCCUUAUCCACCCUGCUGGUAGGCGUUUUCUUAAUGUUUUCUCAAGGUGUGGGUUGAGAAAGUUGGUUCACAGAGUGAUUUAUCUCAAGGACUGUUGAUUUACCAGGCAUCUCUUGCAGCAGAAAGGGUUUUCUCUGAUGGAAGUUCAAGCCCUGCCUUUCUCCCCACUCUUUGCAGCCUUCUUCCAAGGACAAGCAGAGCAAAGAGGGAGGAAAAACUCUGGUUCCAAUUUCCCACCUGUCCUACCAAUGCUCUGCAGCGUUGCCCGUCAGAGCACAAACCCUCAGCACCCAUUAAAAAUCCAUUUGCCCAUUGAAAAACAUGUGUCAAGACAACUGAAAACCCUCCUAAAAAUCACUGAGGGUGGAACCCAACGCUUUGGUUUGACCUGGGACGCGUUGAGGCCAUGGGUGCUGUGUCUCUGCUCGUGCACCGCGUCACCUCACAGCCCAAUUUCUCCCUGUCUAAGAGCCCGUUUGGGAGUAAACGUUGCUCCAGAAAUUGCAGGGUUUAGAAACGCGGGAUGUGGGUCGUCAUGGCGAGGAGGAAGCAGAUGCUGAGCUUCAUCUGUUGUUUAGUAGCUCGGAGGAUGCAAAAGGGUUUCCUGUCGUUUUGACACCUAAAUUUCUUCCGACAGAAGAUGCCCUUAGAGAAGAAUUGAACCCUUGGUUGACAGCUUGCUUAAAAUAAAACGCAAUGGCUGCAUUGUCUUUUAUUUCCCUGGUUAAACCACAGGUUUCUUUGUUCUUCAUCGCGACAAACAGAGCUUUCUUCCUUAUUGCCACUGUUUAGCGUCGUAAGCUAAAUCCUCUUUCAUCUUCCACGAUGAGGAUGCUGCCAUGGUGCUCUGAGAGACGCAGCGAUUCACUCUGCUCCAGGAUUUAGCUCUGCCCUCGGUUGAGCCAGAGAUGCUGCGGAGAGGUUGCCAGGGAUGCAGGCACAAUCCUACCUCCAGGUUUUUGCUGCAUCCCCGCUGCUGAGCGAGAUAUGGAUCAUACCCAGGAUUAUCGCCCAUCCGAGUGGAGGGAAGGGAUGCCGAGAGAGAUGUCGGGUUGCAAGGGAGAUGGAUCUGGGCGCCGGGUUUUCGAGCCGUCUCGGUGCCGUGCGGUGGGAGUGGGGUGUUGAGACCCCCCCAGUGAUGCGGGGGUGCGGGAUUUUUCAGUUCUGGUGCCGAUGCUGUGCUCAUGGUGAGGUCUCUGUGGCGCAAUGGACGAGCGCGCUGGACUUCUAAUCCAGAGGUUCCGGGUUCGAGUCCCGGCAGAGAUGAUCUCCAGGCAGGUGUCUCUUUUAUUUUAUGCGUAUUCCUCCAUAAAUCCCAAUCCGAAGCCUUUAUCACACCCCAGAAGGCUCGACGUGGGAGGUGAUGACUUUUCCCGGCAUUGUCUCCACUGCUGAUGCUCGUAAUGGUUGCGUGCUCCCCAUCCCAGGUGUGUUUCUUGCAUCGCAUUCCCCUUCCCUCGUUCCUUUUGGUAGCUCCUGGAUGCUUCGAUGUUUUAACCCUAUUUGUUCCCCCAGUACUGCUUGUGGGACCUGUCUGAUGCUUUAAGAAAACUGCCGUGUUUCCAGGAGAAAGCCAGUGGUCGAGCAGUGGUUUAGUGUUGAUAUUUCCUUGGGGCAGUGGUUUAGAGCCUUGUGUUGGUAUUUCCUUUGAUAAGUACGGCUCGUCUUUCAAAUACACGGGCAAAGAUAAGACAACAGUAGAUCUCUACUCUGAAUUCUUACCUUAUAGAAAUCCUCAGCAAAUGUUCUUGUUCUUCAUGUUUUCGUGUCGAAGAUGCGUGUUUGUUGGCAGCCAUCUCCAUAUCCCCAUGGAGGUUCGUCUUCAGCACCUCCAGGCAGGGGCCAUCACCUCAGUGCAGGGACAUCUAGAGCUACACGUGUGGUUCGGGAUGGCGAUGAGCGGAGCCCUGCUCCUCCUGGCUCAAACCUUUGGCCUUGCUGUUGCAGAGAUGGCCUUGCUGACCAUGGACCCCCCCUGGAGCAUGAUAUUCCAAGGGGAAAGUGUCACCCUGCGGUGCCAGGGACCCCGUGUGCACGGGCAGCAGCCCACAGCCUGGUACCACAACGGCAAGCUCCUGGAGCACACGGACACCAACACGUACAGGAUCCAGAAUGCCAAGAAUAAACAGAACGGCAGAUACGAGUGCCAGUGCCCCGGCUCCACAUCCAGCAACCCUGUUACCCUGAGCGUCUCCUAUGACCUGCUGAUCCUCCAGGUCCCAUCGCACGCGGUGUUUGAGGGGGAGCCGCUGCACAUGCAGUGCCGGGGAUGGAAGGCAGGGAGCUUGGCUGCGGUGCGGUAUUACAGGGAUGGAGCUGACAUUACCAGACUCUAUGCCUCAGCCAAGCAGCUCUCCAUCCCCCAGGCCAAGACCCAACACAGCGGUAGAUAUCACUGCAGUGCAGACAUGUACUCCUACUCUUCAUUAAAGAAAAGGGAAUCUCAGCGUUUAUAUGUUUCUGUCAAAGAGCUCUUCACCUCCCCAGUGCUGAGCAUAGCCAGCUCAGCAGAGCCCCUUGAAGGAAGCCCCCUCAACCUGAGCUGCAUCACACACCUCAGCCCCUACAGACCCCACACUGUCCUCUGGUACCUCUUCUAUGGAAACAGCACGGUCCUUCAAGGUCCCAUGACCUCCUCCGAGUAUCAGGUGCCAAUAGUGGGGCUGGCAGACUCGGGAUCCUACUCCUGUGAGGUGCGGACAGAGAGCUCCAGCAUCCAGAAGUGGAGUCCCCAGGUCCCCAUCACCAUCAGGCGAGUCCCCAUCUCGGGGGUGUCCCUGGAGGUUUGGCCCCAAGAGGGACGGGUGGUGGAGGGACAGCGCCUGGUAUUGCACUGCUCCGUGGCCACGGGCACCGGCUCCAUCUCCUUCUCCUGGCACCGAGAGGGCUCUGAAGAAGUCCUGGGAUGGGACAGCCGCUAUGAGAUCCCAUCAACCCAACAGAGUGACAGCGGGCAGUAUUACUGCAUGGCCUCCAACGGGGACAGCCUGGCCCAGAGCUUGCGGGUGCGGGUCACUGUAGUGGGUGUCUCUUCACUCCUCUGCAUCCAUAUCAGAGCACCGCUGCUGCUGGCAGCACUGGGGACCCUGCUGCUGGGGCUGGUUGCUGCCCAUGUCCUCACCGCAGGGAGCAAAAAGCCAAAAGGAAUGAAACGGCGACUGGCACUGCCCGUGGAACCAUCUGCACACGCAUCAGCUGCACUGCAGGAGAGGAUGUUUAGGAGGCACCUUAAACCCACUGCUUCCUCUGCAAGGGCACCCAGGAAGUGAGCAGAACAUGUGACCCCACAUCCUUCCCCCAACCUGCCCUGCCCAUGUUGGGACAGACAGACGUUGCUGUGGGUUUACCACAUGUGUUGUCCAAUAAAGCGCUGCUGAGCAUGGAGGUUAUCAGGCCCCACUGCACCCGCAGCACCCCUAAAGACCAUGAGGGCAAACCCCUCCUCCAUACCCCAUAGUGGGAAACUGUCCCACCUAGAGAAGAACAAACAGGACAUCAUGUGCAACCCAUAGUGUAAAUUAACCCUUCAGAAAGGCUGAGCUUGAGGGCA
This is a messenger RNA of Numida meleagris (helmeted guineafowl), 5122 nucleotides long. RefSeq names its product Fc receptor-like protein 4. Gene Ontology annotation, biological process: cell surface receptor signaling pathway. The transcript has 9 exons. The record is from RefSeq and is a predicted model, not a curated record. The coding region runs from base 3315 to 4841 and encodes 508 amino acids. Gene Ontology annotation, molecular function: transmembrane signaling receptor activity. Lineage: Eukaryota; Metazoa; Chordata; Aves; Galliformes; Numididae.